Molecule: messenger RNA, 3307 nt
Organism: Papilio polytes (common Mormon)
Lineage: Eukaryota; Metazoa; Arthropoda; Insecta; Lepidoptera; Papilionidae
Product: hemicentin-1-like
Exons: 17
Coding region: 120-2837 (905 amino acids)
Source: RefSeq, a predicted model, not a curated record
UCUGAAAAACAAACGAAAACGUUAGAGUAAAAUAAACUCUUGAAAUGAAAUCGAAAAUAAAAUAAAACAAGACAAAAAUGUGAGUUGAAUAUCCAGUGUCAUGUGAAACUGUGUAAGAAAUGAAUUUAAUAAAGUGGAUACAGUUGGUCUUCAUAGUGGCGACCUGCGGUGCAGAGGAAGGGGAGUGGAGUGAAGACGCCGAGGAUUUAGUAUCCACGGUGGACGUAGACGCAGUGCUAGGCCGUACGGCUGGCCUUCCGUGUGACGUCACGCCUGAUGCUGCCGAGGACCGCGUCUACAUGGUGCUCUGGUUCCGCGCAGGCAAGGUUACUGGUGGAAAACCUAUAUACAGUUUCGACGUUCGCGGUCGUUCAUUCGACAAGGCGUUGCAGUGGUCUGACCCGAACGUGUUCGGUCCGCGUGCUUACUUCGUGACCGUGGCCCGACCCGCUGUACUCACGCUUGACACGGUACAACUUGACGACGAAGGAGUGUACAGAUGUCGGGUCGACUUCAAGAACUCACCUACUAGGAACUUUCAAAUAAGAUUAACAGUUAUCGUUCCACCACAUCAACUCAUUCUGUACGAUAAGUCGGGGAGAGACGUGUCAGGUGUAGUCGGACCAUUGGAGGAAGGAAAUGAAUUAGUUCUAAUCUGUGAAGUAAGAGGAGGACGACCAGCGCCAACGGUAAUUUGGCUGAUAGAUGGUACGCCAGCACCGCAAUACAUUGGCGAGAAGACGGAUACACACGUGGUGGUGAACCGAUUGGAGUUGCCGCAUAUCAAACGGACACAUUUGAAUACGACGUUCAAAUGUCGUGCUUCUAACACGAAUCUCGUCAGUCCACAAGAGAAGAUGGUCAGACUGGAAAUGAAUUUGAAACCAACUUUAGUUGAAAUUCUAAAUAAGCCAACGACAUUAUCAUCUGAGAAAUAUGUCAGUCUGCUCUGCGUAUCGGAAGGAAGUCGACCGCCUGCUCAGCUCACUUGGUACAAGAACAACAGGAAAUUUAAAAGAGGAAAGGUGGUAGAAGGUGCUAACGACACAUGGGUAAGCAGUAACCUACAGUUCAUGCCGAUGCCCGAAGAUGAUGGCCUGUACCUAAAAUGCCAAGCGGACAACAGCGCUAUGCCCGGACAGAGUAUUGAAGAUGCGUUUAAGUUAGAUGUUGUUUACCCGCCUGUUGUGUCAUUGUCACUGGGCAGCACGCUCAACCCUCACGACAUCAAAGAGGGCGACGACGUGUAUUUCGAGUGUUCAGUGCGUGCCAACCCGAGGGAACAUCGCAUCACGUGGUAUCAUAAUGAUAAGGCAGUGUUACAUAACGUGAUAGCGGGCGUGAUAGUGAGCACGAAGUCCCUCGCGCUGCAGAAGGUGAGCCGCGACCACGGCGGAGACUACUCGUGCCGUGCAACCAACGCGCUUGGCGAGACCGCCAGCCAGACUACGCACCUCAGUAUACAAUAUGCUCCAGUUUGUGCUCUCUCUUCGCCGCAAGUGCUCGGCGCACAACUGGACGAGACACUCAGAGUUCGUUGCUCAGUCAAAGCGAACCCGCCCGAUGUUACCUUCUUCUGGCAGUUUAACAAUAGCGGAGAAAGUCUUGAUGUCGCACCUGCUAAAUUUGGAAUAACAAACGGUAGCACAAGCGAAUUAAGUUACAAGCCGCAGAGCGAACGUGACUACGGCACGCUCAGUUGUCGCGGCAGCAACUCCGUCGGUCGGCAACUCGAACCUUGUGUGUUCCAGAUAGUUCCUGCCACACGACCGUCUCCGCCGCGCAACUGUUCAUUAAAAACUAGCAACAACACAGAAGGAGACAGCAAUUUACUGCAGGUUUACUGUGUGGCGGGCUACGACGGUGGUCUGCCACAGUCCUUUGUACUGGAAGCAUUAGAUCCUGUUACAGGGAAAACUCGAUAUACUGAAUCUGUCGCGGAGUCAGAUGGUAUGGCUUCAUUUUGGUUAGACGUAACACAUGUAUCGACAGGAAAUGAUAACGAUGCAGCGACUUUUAAUAUUCUGAUCUAUGCUAAGAAUUUGAAAGGUGAAUCGGAACGGACACUUCUAGAAAACAUUGCAUUCAAUGACGCAGCUAAACAUACAGAUGGAAAAAGUGCUAUGGGGAAUAUAACCAUGGGGGUGGUAGUCGCCGCAGCGUUGGGGGCGACUCUAGCAAUAGGUAGUAUAGCGUUAGGAGCCGUAUGCUCCCGUCGUCGUCGUUCUCAUCCCCCACACAAACAUCCUCCGGGAGAUAUGCUGGAACUAAGCGACGGUGGACGCAGAUACGUGGUCGCUUACACCAUAAAGCCAUCAGAAGCCAAGACUCCAGAUCCACAACCUGAUAUUUUGAAUGCUUCUGAUGUUGAAAAUCAGCCUCCGCCACAAAAAGUGUUAGAAGCUGAAGAAUGGCCUACCAUAAAGGAAGUUCGAAGUGAUUGGGAAAAUUCAGGGCCAGUGUUUUCAGCAGAAGACCUGGCUAUGCUAGAUUCUACAGUACAUUCUCAACAGCUCACGCCAAGUAACGAAUUAGUAACAAAUAAUAGACAAGAAGAUGUGAUCAAUCAAAACUUACCGUUGGAGUUUUCUAAUAAUUAUAGGCCUAGUUUCAUAGCUACAAACAGUCCGACAUUAGGUAGCCCUAAUUUUGUAUGUCCCAAUGGUAAUGGGAGUCCAACGUUCGAGAACCAUCCACGAAUGAGUAUCACUGGACCUUCAUUAAGUUCAGGAAGCUUAACUUGUUCAACGUUACAAAGAAAUAAGGGCAAAACAGUGCCGAGGAGAAGAGAACACGUUUUAGCAGAAAAUUUACCAGGACCUGAAAGUUGUGUGUAAAUAAACUUUAUAUGCCAAUAUGCAUUUAUUUUUAUAUUCUAAGUCUGUAAAUCUAAUCCUUCCUAAAAUAAUGUGUAUUUCCCAUGAAUUUCUUUUGAGCAGACAGUAAACUGUACCAAAACAAUGAAGAAAUGCCAUGAUGUUUCAUAACCAGAAAAUUAAUUCGAAGUAUUAUAUUGUAUUGUAUUUUUUUUAUUCCUAACGAAGACAAUAAAUAAUUUGCCAAACUGUUUAAGUAAUUCCCAAGGACGUUUCUUUUUUUUAUGUCAAUGUAAAUUAUGUCUGUGUAAGAUCGAGCCCACACCUCUGAUUGAACUAUCGCACAACCGUUUAGUCUCUGUUUCGAGAGCUAUUACGGAGAUGCGCACACUAUUGAAUCUUUUGUGCAACUUAACAGUUAAUUUGCUAAGAAACAAUCGACAAUCGCUCAGGUGUGCGAUAUUUUAGUUAAAGGUGUGCGCCCGCUCUAA